Lemur catta (Ring-tailed lemur) is the source of this 2373-nucleotide messenger RNA. It is a transcript of the gene ZNF280C, whose product is annotated as zinc finger protein 280C. Gene Ontology annotation, biological process: regulation of DNA-templated transcription. The coding region runs from base 148 to 2373 and encodes 741 amino acids. The record is from RefSeq and is a predicted model, not a curated record. The transcript is spliced from 19 exons. Gene Ontology annotation, molecular function: RNA polymerase II cis-regulatory region sequence-specific DNA binding; DNA-binding transcription factor activity, RNA polymerase II-specific. Lineage: Eukaryota; Metazoa; Chordata; Mammalia; Primates; Lemuridae.
UCCUCCUCCUCCUCUUCGUCCUCCACCACCUUCUCCUCAUCCUCCUCAUCGUCCGAUCCCCGGUCAGGCUGAUCUGCUCUGCUCUCGGGUGGAAAACAGACUCAACUUAUUAUCUUGUCUGGAGUUACAUGGUGAUCCUGCAACUUGAUGGAUGACAACAACCCUCUCCAACCAAAAAGUAAUCCCAAAAUGGCAGAACUCUUUAUGGAAUGUGAAGAAGAAGAGCUAGAACCAUGGCAGAAGAAAACAGAAGAAAUUAAGCAUGAAGAUGAUGAUGACGAACUGAUCUUUGUUGGAGAAAUAUUAAGUUCAAAACCUGCCAUUUCAAAUAUUUUGAACAGAGGUAACUCCAGCUCAUCUUCAAAGGGAAUAAAGAGUGAGGCACUCAGUCCAGGUAUUCCUGAUGUAUUCAAGCCUACAAGUCAACACUACAAAGACCCAGCAUCAAGUCCAGUGGCUGCCUUGCCUAGAUUUCAUCCUGAAUCUAAAUCUUCACAUAGCUCUGUUAUUGUUCAUAACGUGUCUAAACCUGAUUUUACAAAGAAGUCAUCACCAGCUGGAUCAGAUGAUUCUUCAGUCUCACUGUUUGACUUGACCCAGGAUACAGUACCACUGUCCCCAGAUGGACCAGCAGUUUUUAUAGAAGGUAUGGAUCAAACUUCGUUUGUAUUCAAACGUCCUUCUACUUCUAAAAUGAACAGUGUUAAUUCAAAAAAGCCAAAGACCAGUGCAGAUGUUUCUGAAAGAAAGCCCUCGGCUUCACUGUCUGUAGUUAACUCUCCUUCAGGGACAUCUUCCCAGGCUAUGCUAUCAACAGGUAUAAAUACCUCAUCAACUCAGUAUAAAACUGGAGCACCUUUCCUAAGAGCUUGUCCAAAGUGCAAUCUUCAGUUCAACCUUUUGGAUCCUUUGAAAUGGCACAUGAAGCAUUGUUGUCCAGAUAUGAUAGAUAACUUUUUAGGAAUUAUUAAAGGAGAACCUUCAAGUGACGAAGACAAAAAUAAGACUGAUUCAGAUAAAGGAAAAUUGGUCAUGUUAGUUAGUGACUUUUAUUAUGGAAGACAUGAAGGAGCUGCUGAGGGAGAACAGAAGACUUAUACAACUUUUAAAUGCUUCAGUUGCUUGAAAGUUCUUAAAAAUAAUAUUAGGUUUAUGAACCAUAUGAAACACCACUUGGAACUUGAGAAGCAGAACACUGAGAGCUGGGAAAACCACACCACCUGCCAGCACUGCUACAGGCAAUAUCCCACGCCCUUCCAGCUGCAGUGCCACAUCGAGAGUACACACACACCCCAUGAGUUUUCUACUAUUUGCAAAAUCUGUGAAUUAUCAUUUGAAACAGAGCAUAUUCUUUUACAACAUAUGAAGGACACUCAUAAACCCGGUGAAAUGCCAUAUAUUUGCCAGGUUUGCCAGUUUAGAUCAUCAACAUUUUCUGAUGUAGAAGCUCAUUUUAGAGCAUCCCAUGAAAACACUAAGAACUUGCUAUGUCCAUUUUGCCUCAAAGUUAGUAGAAUGGCAACCCCCUACAUGAAUCAUUAUAUGAAGCAUCAGAAAAAAGGAAUUCAUCGUUGUACAAAAUGCAGACUACAAUUUUUGACCUGCAAGGAGAAAAUGGAUCAUAAGAUACAGCAUCGUACAUUUAUAAAGCCUAAAGAACUAGAAGGAUUGCCUCCAGGAACAAAAGUUACUAUUCGAGCUUCACUUGGACCUCACCAAUCAAAACCAUCAACUACACCUUCCAGUCGUACUCCAAGCACUUCUUCUCUUCAGGUCUUACCUCUGAAGUCUAAAAAUACAACUCCUAAAACUCCUCCAAAAUCUAAUGCAAGUAAAUCUAAGACAAGUAAGUCUCAUGCAACUGCAUCCACUGCAAAUAAACCUAGUACAAGUAAGCCAAGUGGACGUAUCUCCAAAUGCAAAAUAAAACCCUCUUCCAAGCAAAAGAGUCAACGCAACAGAAAAAGUAAAGUCAGCAUAGCUUUGAAGAACCUAAGGUGUCAUCGGGGAAUUCACAAGUGCAUUGAGUGUCAUUCCAAAAUAAAAGAUUUUGCAAGCCACUUUUCCACAUCUACCCACUGUAAUUUUUGCAAGUACAACACUAAUUGUAACAAAGCCUUUAUAAAUCAUAUGAUGAGCUCUCAUACCAGCCACCCAGCUAAACGGUUUUGUAUUUUUAAGAAGCAUUCAGGAACUCUCAGGGGCAUUACUCUAGUGUGCCUUAAAUGUGAUUUCCUAACUGAUUCUUCUGGCUUAGAUCGUAUGGCUAAACACUUAAGUCAACGUAAAACUCAUACUUGCCAAGUUAUAGUAGAGAAUGUUGUCGAAAGUACCUCAACUUCUGAAUCUACUUCUGAAUCUACUUCUGAGUAA